AUGCAGAAGGCUCUGCGGCGGCAGCCAUGGACCUGCUCCAGAUGCCUGCGCAGGCAGCAGAGAUUCAAUUCUACCGCCGCCGGCAUAGCCGUGGCCGACGAUAACACCUUCACCCCUCCCCAGCUUCACGCGUCUUCCUCCGGCAACAGCGGCGAGAAUGCCCUCCUACGUGAGGUCUUCAACCAAAGGACCUUUUCACAGACAUCAUCCACGCAAAGGUCGGGCUUGAUAGGGAACACGUUCCUCACCCUUCCUCAGGGCUUUCAAAAGUUUGCAGAGGUUGCGGUGAUACAAUGCAAGAGAUUGGUAGAGAGGACGCUUGCCGCUUCCACACCGGAGCAAUACCGAGCCAUACCUAAAGACCUUGAUAGACUGAGCGACUUGCUAUGCCGAGUCAUCGAUCUCUCCGACUUCAUCAGGAGCAUACACCCGAGUGACGAUGUGGCCGCUUCAGCCUCUGCCUCAUAUUCGCUCAUGUUUCAGUACAUGAACGAGCUCAACACAACCACGGGAUUGAACCAGCAGCUUAAGAGGGCUUGGGAUAUGCCAGAGGUUCAGUCCCAAUGGAGUGAAGAGGAGAAGAUGGUUGCCGUGCUCCUGAUGAGGGAUUUUGCGAAAUCGGGCAUUCACCUUCCCGAUAACCAGAGACGGCAGUUUGUCUCUCUGUCGAAUGAUAUCGUCCAACUGGGAACCGAUUUCAUUAACCAGAUGAGCCAUGCGAGGGAUUGGGAGUCUUUCACUGUUGGCCAAUUGGAUGGUAUAGAUCCUACAUUGGUCCAAGGCUACAAGAACCACGAAAAAGUACAGAUUCCUGUAUCGAGUAAAUGGUCCAAAAUGGUCCUGGGUUCCGCUAAAAAUCCUGCGACGAGGAAGGAAAUGUACAUUGCUGAGAGAAGCGCUGCCAAAAAGACCAUUACAACUCUUGAAAAGUUGCUGCUACGUCGUGCCCAACUUGCCAAACUCACGGGAUUCGACAACUUCGCACAGAUGACUCUGAUAGAGAAAAUGGCCAAGACACCAGAGGCUGUGAACAACUUUCUAGAAUCUGUCAAUGCGAACAACAAGAUACAUGUACAAAAGGAACUCGCUCCGCUUCUCGAGCUCAAGCGCAAGAUGGACCAAGGUGCUGAAGAAUUGAAUCCUUGGGAUCACCACUAUCUCCUGGCGAAGCUGGACCAACUGGAGGGAGCUGCAGGUCCUCGAACAUCCAAGUCGCGCUUACGGGAAAGUGCCAAGUUCUAUUUUGCAAUCGGCCAUGUCAUGCAGGGUCUGUCAAGCCUGUUCGAAUCCCUGUAUGGAGUCCGAUUUGUGCCCAGGGAGACCAAGCAAGGCGAAGUCUGGCAUCCAGACGUCAGACGAUUGGACGUGUACACCGACAAACAAGAACACAUUGCCACCAUGUAUUGCGAUCUGUUUUCACGGCCUGGGAAACAAAGUCACCCGGCUCACUUCACACUUCUGUGCUCACGAGAAAUCUCAGAUGAAGAAGUCCGUGAAUGCGCAGAGCGCAAUGAGCCACUGAACAAUGGCAUGCCGACACUUGUGAGCACCAACCCGACGUCAGGCGUGACCUCUCAUCAUCAAAUCCCAAUUAUCGCACUAGUAUGCGGCUUCCCACAAUCCAGUGCAGCCGGCGAACCUGCGUUGCUUUCCCAGUAUAGCCUCGUCUCGCUGUUUCACGAAAUGGGCCAUGCUAUCCACAGCGUUCUCGGCCGCACCUCCAUGCAAGGCAUCUCGGGAACACGAGUAGCAACAGAUUUCUCCGAACUGCCCUCGGUUCUGAUGGAAAACUUUGCCACAGACCCAGCGGUAUUGAAACUUUUUGCCAGACACUGGAAGACCGAUGCUCCCAUGCCCGAGGAGAUGCUUCAAAUUCUUGCCGAGGAAGGGUCAAAGGAAGCUUCGAGACAGGGCGCCUGGAACAACGAGAGCCAGAUUCUCAUGAGUAUCCUGGAUCAGGUGUACCAUGGAGACGGACCUGUCCAAGCUCUCCGAAGCGGGCGCUACGACUCUACCGCCGUAUAUUACGAUGUGUGGAACAAGCACGGCUCCGUGCCCGAGCCAUGGGGCACCUCGUGGCAAGGAUUCUUCGGCCACCUCCACGGCUAUGGCGCGAGUUACUAUUCGUACUUGUUUGACACGGCGAUUGCGCGGCGUGUCUGGACAAAUGUUUUCCGGAGCGGCAGGGACAGCGGCGCAAUUGACCGUGCCAGCGGAGAGAGGUUCAAAGAGGAGGUCCUCAAAUGGGGCGGUGGGAGGGAUCCCUGGCUCUGCCUCGAGGGCUUACUCGGCGAAGGGAAGGGAGUGCUGGCAGAGGGUGGAGAGGAGGCCAUGUUGGAGGUGGGACGAUGGGGAGUUGGUGUCGGCGCUGAAUCAGAUUAA
Fonsecaea pedrosoi CBS 271.37 is the source of this 2382-nucleotide messenger RNA. RefSeq lists its product as uncharacterized. The coding region runs from base 1 to 2382 and encodes 793 amino acids. The record is from RefSeq and is a predicted model, not a curated record. The transcript has a single exon. NCBI's taxonomy places the organism in Eukaryota, Fungi, Ascomycota, Eurotiomycetes, Chaetothyriales, Herpotrichiellaceae. Gene Ontology annotation, molecular function: metalloendopeptidase activity. Gene Ontology annotation, cellular component: mitochondrion. Gene Ontology annotation, biological process: peptide metabolic process.